This is a messenger RNA of Branchiostoma floridae (Florida lancelet), 622 nucleotides long. RefSeq lists its product as uncharacterized. The record is from RefSeq and is a predicted model, not a curated record. NCBI's taxonomy places the organism in Eukaryota, Metazoa, Chordata, Leptocardii, Amphioxiformes, Branchiostomatidae. The coding region runs from base 260 to 607 and encodes 115 amino acids. The transcript has 4 exons.
GUGACUAAACGUUGACGCAACAUUACGUCCAGUCACCUGCCGGCGCCGUCGGCCGCUCCGUAAGUUGGAUGAUGAGAUCUGCGCCAGGUGGCCGGGCUGUGUGGUGGCGGUUUCACUGACAAACAUCUCCGUUCGUUUGCGUUACUCCCAAUUCGAGCAGCCCUACCCAGGCGCAAGAAUACACUCGAAACCCAACAGCGAAGCCCAACAUUUCAGCGUAGCGAGACUCAGGACAGGCGGGCAGCAUGACCACACAGCUAUGCCACAGGACGCCGUCUUCUUACUCGUCUUAGGAUUUCUUACAUGCUUAGAAACAGGAGAGAGCUUGACAUGUUACACGUGUAAGGAGUCGUUCAAGUGGGUUUACUACAGCACGGUGUGCGAGAACGAGGUGACCAGGGACAACUCUACUCUGUCGUCAUGUGGGGCCAGCGCAAGAUACUGCAUGAUCGAGAAAACGACGGUGAACGGUAUUGUGGAGAGCUUCGAGCGCGCAUGCGCAGAUACGUGCUACUUCGGGUGUAAGAUUUCUGGACUCGGCGUCACCAAAGAGGCAAGUUUUGUCUUGAUGAUACCUAACGCCAGUUCACUUUUAUCCGCGGGGUAACCUAUGUCCGUUGUA